This is a messenger RNA of Hibiscus syriacus, 642 nucleotides long. RefSeq names its product UDP-glycosyltransferase 91C1-like. The record is from RefSeq and is a predicted model, not a curated record. The transcript has 3 exons. NCBI's taxonomy places the organism in Eukaryota, Viridiplantae, Streptophyta, Magnoliopsida, Malvales, Malvaceae. Bases 1 to 642 code for a protein of 213 amino acids.
AUGGACGGAACAAAACAGCUUCACAUAGCGAUGUUCCCAUGGCUAGCUUAUGGUCAUACAAUGCCAUUUCUCGAGGUUUCCAAAUUCUUAGCUCAAAAGGGGCAUCGAAUAUCCUAUAUAUCCACCCCUAAAAACAUCGGUCGCCUCCCUAAACUUCCCCCACAUCUCUCCUCUAACAUAAGUUUCGUCCAGUUUUCUCUUCCUCAUGUUCAUGGCUUACCUCCAGAAGCUGAGUCCACAUCUGAGGUACCAAUCGACAAAGUUCCUUACCUUAAAAAAGCGUAUGACAAGCUCCAUGUCCCUUUAACCGAGUUUGUCAAGAAUUCUAACGUUAACUGGAUAAUACAUGACUUUGAGCCUUACUGGUUACCUGGAAUUACAACUCCACUCGGCAUCAACUCAGUUUUGUUAUGCUUAUUCAAUGCCACUUCCAUGGUUUUCAUGGGUCCACCAUCAGCUUUGCUUGGUGAUGGUCGAAAACGACCGGAAGACUUCACAGCCGUCCCUAAGUGGAUAGAUUAUCCUUGCAAUGUAGCUUUGAAGCUCUAUGAGAUAGUGAACCACCAACAAUGCAUGGACGAUGUAUCUGAUUUCCAACGGGUGGGACUCUUGGUUCAAGGCUGUCAGUUGGUGAUUAAAUAA